Messenger RNA from Leptopilina heterotoma, 1565 nucleotides. RefSeq names its product 27 kDa hemolymph protein-like. The transcript has 5 exons. Bases 378 to 1184 code for a protein of 268 amino acids. Lineage: Eukaryota; Metazoa; Arthropoda; Insecta; Hymenoptera; Figitidae. The record is from RefSeq and is a predicted model, not a curated record.
AAAAGAUUUAUUCAGUCAUUCAAGUAUCGGACAGUCUAGCGGGACUAGAAAACAAAAAUACUCACCGCGUACGUUUCCUCGUCUUUGUACUUCUUGUAUAUACAAAAAAGCGUGCGUUGAACCAUAAAAUUCUCGCAAUCGCAACUAAUUUCUCUCAUAGAAUCCUAAAUUCUUUUGGUGUUUCAUUAUUAUAAUCAACAUCCAUGCACUUUUUUCCCUCAUUUUAAUUUUAAAUAUUUCGUGAAUAUUGUGUAAAAAAAUAUUUAUCACUUUCCUCAUGGACGCUUGUGCAUUUUGAGGUUAAGUUUCAUCCGCAAGGUCCGCAAAGUUAAAUCUCCAACAAGUAACCAGUGUUUUUUGUAUUAAUUACCAUAAAAAUGAAGUUUACGAUUCUAUUCAUCGUUUCUAUAGGUUUUUUCAGCCAAUGUUUUGCACAGGACAAUAUUGAAAAUGCCGAUGAUGCGUUAAAUAAACUUAAUUCAAUCGUCGAUAUACCGGAAUUGAAAAAUAUUAAUGCGUCUGCAUUGCCAGUGCAGGAAUUUGAGAAUGUGAUAAAGAAGAAGUGCGAGAAAAAUGGUGGACCAACGGCUUAUGAGACGGCGAAAAAGGGAAUUUUAGAUUUAGGUGCUUGUGUAACGUCACUGGUCAAUGUCACGCAAUUAAAUAAGGAAAUCGAAGACGCUAAACCCACUGGCGAUUUGGACGAAGUUUUCGCUAAAUAUUGUCGAAAAUCGACAAUUUUAAAGCAUUGCGUUCGCAAUUGGACGGAGGCAUUGAAACCUUGUCUUGAACCUCCUGAACAGGCACUUGAACCAAUUGUUCUUAAUAUUACGAACAGUCUUUUGGAUUUUAUUUGCUUCAAGGAGGGUGAUCGAAUUGCUUUGUUUAUCUCAACUGAUGGACCAAAAUGUUUCCAAGAUAAACAAUUAGUGAUUCAACAAUGUCUUAAUUCCACAUACGGAGAAAGUGUUCAAAAUAUCAGCACAAAUGUGAAUAAUAUUUCGGAAAUGACUCUACCACUUUUUGUCUUGGAUCACAAAAGUUGCAGCGAUCUGGUAAAAUUGCAAGUGUGCGUGGUGAAGGAAUUGGAGACUUGUGACGAUCAAACGCCAGCCAAUAUUGCCGAAGCACUCUUUAAUUUUGUGAUAAGAGUAACACCUUGCGAAAAAUUGCUAGGAUUGUAAUGGACUUCGUCGCAAAAUACUUCUUACAAUUUAUCAUUUUCUAUUUUUGUGGACUUGGCCCUCGUUUUGACAUUAAGGUUUAAAAAAAGAAAACAAAAGCAAAAAAUAAUUGCAAUUUUGUAAGCAUUUAGAAAAAAUAUUCUUCUGCAUGUGCAUUGCAAAAAAAAAAAAAAAAUUUAUAUCAGUCGCAUGCUACACUGUGAUUAAAUAUUUUUUUUCAAUUAUUUUUUUUUAUUCGAAUCAAAAAAAGAGAAAUAUUUUUACUAUAUCAUAAAAUAAGUAUAGUUUGUAAUUUUAUUAAUAUUUUCACACUAAUUUACAUUCGCUUCUUUAAUCGUAACAUUUUUUUUUCUCGAAAAUUAGAACAAAAUAACAUUCUAA